ACAGAUGUGCGUAACACUUACCGUUGCACACCUUAUGUUCAUUUUGACAAUUCUAGAAAGCUAGGAUGGAAAAUUAAAGGUGUCUUUACAAGAGUCUGUCGGUGCUGAAAAUGACUCACAUGGAAGGAAAGCGAAACGCAAACAUUGUUCAGCGGUCUUCAGAUGAAUUUUACCCAUAAUCCUUUGUGGUGUGAAAAGCGGAAAACCUGUUUAAGGCGCGAAAAGAAAGCAUGUCGGGUCACAAUGGUGGACAAUGAUUACUUCAUUUGAAAAGAUCGUUUGUAAGUUUAGUAUUUGUACACUUGUGGAGAAGUUGUAACAUGGAUGACAGCCUUAUCGCCUCGCUCUUCCUCUUAAAUUCUUCAAGUUCAAGCACCGGUUACUGUUCCGCUUUAGACGAAGUGGAGAGAAGAGAUUGUAAACUUCCCGAAGUCAUUUGUAUUGAGGAUUCACCGUUAGAUGUUUCAAGCACUGUCAAUGAACAAACACCUACUAUAACGCCUUGUUCCUCCGUCUUUGAGGAUGGAGACGAUCAAGAAGACGCAUCAAGCGUACAAGAAGUAUUUAUAUCUUCUGUUGUUAACUCUUCGCGCCCUCCAGUCGUACAUAUUCAAGAUGAUGAGGUUUCGACAACAAAUUCGGCUUCCUGUGAAACUUUAGACGACCUUAAUCUACAGGAAACUACUGAGAAGGUUAACACUUGGCAAGGGACAAAUGAACAAGAGCCUUCUACUACGUCCAGUACAGAAGUACGUCUAAGAGAUUUCACCCUCCCCUGCUUAGAGACAAUAGCUUCACUGAAGUCACGCUACGAAUCAAAGUACGAGUUGCAUUUGAAACUCCGAAAGGUUGCCGGAUGCAGGAAUAAAUCUUUUCGUAGAAAGUUGUAUAAAUACAAGAAGGACUUACAUCAACAGCUUGACGAUUGGGAAGCUUAUCUGAAUGAGCAGAGUGGGAAUGAGGCGUACAUUGCUGUGGAGAAUGUCGUUGAUAACGAGGGCCCCCCUCAGGACUUCACGUACGCCACCAAAAAUAAAUUACACAAAGACAUUCCAAGCCACUUGUUUGAUGUUGAUUAUCUUGUUGGGUGCAACUGUGAGCGGAUUUGUACAAUGGACACUUGUGAUUGUCCGAGGAACAGUGGGGGGGUGUUUGCAUAUGACAGAAAUGGGAGGGUACAAGUUAAACCAGGAACGCCGAUAUAUGAGUGUAACUCACGUUGCCCUUGUGGUCUGUCAUGUAGAAACCGUGUAAUACAGUGUUCAUGUCCUGAACAGGUGGCUAUUUUUCGUACUCCAAAUGGCUGUGGGUGGGGUGUCAAGACAAUGGAGCUCAUUGAAAAGAACCAGUUGGUGACUGAAUAUGUCGGCGAGGCCAUCACUCAGGAGGAGGCUGAAGAAAGAGGGAAAAUUUAUGACAGCUGUGGACAGACAUACUUGUUUGAUCUGGACUUCAAUGAAGGAGAAUGUUUAUACACUUUAGAUGCAAAGAAGUAUGGUAACAUAUCACACUUUAUCAAUCACUCGGUAAGGGUCUUUUCUUUCAAGUUUUCUAAUAAAUUAUUUCACAGACAAAGGGGCCAGUUUUGUGUCACAUGCAGAGGCUAAAGAUCUAGAUUGCAUAAAGCUAUGUUAUUUCAUUAAUUGUAAUACAUCAACAAACUAUUUUUUAAGAU
Orbicella faveolata is the source of this 1675-nucleotide messenger RNA. Its product is annotated as histone-lysine N-methyltransferase SUV39H2-like. Lineage: Eukaryota; Metazoa; Cnidaria; Anthozoa; Scleractinia; Merulinidae. Gene Ontology annotation, cellular component: nucleus. Gene Ontology annotation, molecular function: histone H3K9 methyltransferase activity; zinc ion binding; protein binding. The record is from RefSeq and is a predicted model, not a curated record.